Spirometra erinaceieuropaei is the source of this 5039-nucleotide messenger RNA. The record is from the annotation of a GenBank genome assembly. NCBI's taxonomy places the organism in Eukaryota, Metazoa, Platyhelminthes, Cestoda, Diphyllobothriidea, Diphyllobothriidae.
AUGUUCCCCCGGCGUGGUGACGCCAUUUGCACUUCGCGACGGUGUGACCUGCGCCACCUGGCUGCGUGGGCGGAGCGCGUGAUAACACGCAGGCAAAUCGAUGUGUCUGUUAAUGGAGUUGGUGUCCGACACCCACGCCUCCAACAGCUCUCGCCCUGUCUUGUUGCCGGCUCGCGCCAAUAUCCGCGUGUUGGCGAAAACGAACUCAUGCCCUUCCUCGAGCGUGUGAGUGGCUACUUGAGACAGUGGGUCGCCUCUCCGAACGGCCCGUUUGUGCUCAAGUAUUCGUGAGCUCAGACGUCGUCCUGUCUGGCCUGUGUAGUGGCAAGGACAGUUUUGGCACGGGAUUCGAUAGACUACGCCCGACUGUUCACCCUUGUCCAGCCGAUCCUUCAUUUUCAUGAUCCUGCUACGCAUGGUGGCCGCCGGAUGAUGAGCGAUGCCCACGCCUAGCUCUGACGCGAUGCGUUCUGUAGCCUCGGACACAUUCUUUAUGUACGGUAGGGAGUGCCAAAUUGUUGGUGUCUCUCUUCCGUUUGUCCGGCGUGGGUGUGCGCAUAUGCAGCGACUGAUAAAGCUGUUUGGGUAGCCGUUCUUUGUUAAUUGGUCCCGGAGAUGCCGUAGUUCUUGCAUCCUUCCUUCGGGCUCGCUACAGUGCGUUUUUACCCGGUCGAAAAGCGCCCUCACACAGCCCCGUUUGUGCACCAAUGGGUGGUUGCUAUGAUAGUUGAGGACCUGGGUUGUAUUGGUCGCCUUUCUGUACACUGUAGUGCUGAGUUCACCGUCAGGUGUGCGCGUGACGAGCACGUCAGGAAGGGUAGUUUUUCGUUCUCCUCGUCUUCUCUUGUAAACUGAAUGUCGGGGAAUAUGCUGUUAAGUAGGUCUUGGAAACCCGAUAGCUUGCCCUUUUCAAUAAUGACGAAUGGAUCGUCCACGUAUCGGCGCCAAAACGCAGGUUUGUAAUGGCUGAAAGCAACCUUUUCCAGCUCUUGUAGGUUUAUGUUUGUUCAAACAUUACUUCCUGUAUUUCAGUAGCGUUUGUUUUCUUUUUAUAUUAUUGGCCAGUCCACUUAAUGUGAUUGUUGGCGUUUAGUCCGUCUCCCUCAGAAACUGAAGUAGUACCAAUAUUCUACAGCACAAUUAUGCAUAGACUGACUAGUUUACAGCAGAUUUAAUGUUAAUGUUUUAACCACUUAGAAAAAUUCGUCUAUCUGACCGGUUUGAUGUUUUUUUUUCAAUUUUUGAUAUAAUUCGCUUCCUUGUAACAAACGGGGAGUUCAAAGGUUCAACACCUACGUUUCCCUCAAAUAAACUUAACCGAGCUGAGCUGAGUCGAAAAAUAUCGGGAUUCAUCAGCUGACCCAGGCUAAGGGGAAAUACAUCUGUCAGAAUGUUUUUGUCUCACAGAACAGAUUGAAUUGUGAGGGUAUGAGAACCAACCAGUGUCCUGUAAGACAGGCGCAUUAUAACCUCCUGCAUUAAACCCCACAAGAUGAAAAUGGUCCUAGGCGCUUGACAGCCAAACAGCGAAAAGCACUGGUUUCACUCAUCUCCUUCCACUGGAAACAAGAAGAGCGUUUCUACUCUUUGGCGCUGUAAUAACAACCUCAAAACAGUCCGAGCAUCGUGACCGACGAUGUGCAAAAUGUUCUCCACAGUGGAGUGGGAGCAGGGAUGGCGACUUGCGCAUGAAUUAUUUAAUUUAAUUAUUAGACUUGAGCUGUAUCUACCGCACUCGCGUCCCAUCCCACACCUGGAUACAACACCAAGGAGACCGCAGACAGGAGGGGGGGGAGCGGAUUGUUGGUGCAGUGAAAACAUGCACCUAGGCGUACCAUCACACCCUCUGGUCCACAGCAUACAGUGAAUGACAGAUUUCAUGAAAUUUUAACCAAAAUUCCGAAAUGCGUUUCCCACUAGGAAGGACUACUUAGGUGGGAUUCUAAUGCGUAUUAUCUUACGGCCUAAUCCUACAAUAUGUCGGAAUUGGCAGGAUGUCUGCUUUUGAAUACAAUGGCUUUCAAUCUCUUUUAGAAGCCAUAGUCGGUAAAAAAUGGCUAUUUAGGUAGCAAUCAUUUUUCACACUGAUUUUCGAUGGCUUGCAAAUUCAAAUAUAUUUUACAAAAACAUGAACAAAAUAAGCCUUCUUUCACUCCCUUAAUAGAGCAUAUACCGUCUUAAUAUUAUGUACUCGAAGAAAGAGUAAAAUUGGGUUUUGAAAAAGUUUCUAAUUAUGUGAUUUUUUAAGACCGUGCAGUGUCCAUUCAUACAACACGGUACACUUCCAUUUGCCACUGCUUCUCAUGAACUGUACAACGUAGUCCGCAUCCACUGCAAAGUUCUAUGGACUCUAUAUGGUAUUUUAUCACGCGCUAGAAAAAUAUAGGAUUUUCCUUGCGCAGAACGCAUGCACCUUGUAGAUUGAAGUCAUUAAACGCCAAUGCAACUGCUAAUCAGAAUCAACUUAUUCAAGAAUUGGAAAAAGUUUUAAAAUCCUUAUUAUAUCCCUUCUUCGAGUUAGCUAUGUGAAGAUGACGUAAUUCUCUACCGAACAACUGGAAGAGAGCACGCGUUUGUCCGUGGUUUCUAUAAAAUAUAUUGAAAUUUGCAAGACCAUCAAAAAUCAAUGUGAAAAAUGCAUGCUAAUUAACCCUUUUUUUACUGGGCGCGGUUUCUACAGGAGAUCGAAAAGAAGUGUGCGCAGAAACAGGCAUCUCGCCACGUCCAAAAUAUUAUAGGAUUAUGCCGCACGAUUAUAUUUACUAGAACCCCAGCUAAGUAAUCCUUCCUGAUCGAAAACACAUUUCGGAAUUUCGGCUAACAUUUUAUGAGAUCGGUCACUCACUGUACAGUGGGCGUAAGGCCCGCACUGAUCUCGAAUGGCGCAGAGCAAGCCCGCCUACCGUCAAACCUAAAAUUUUGACAUUUGUUAGGGGUUCGCAUUCCGAUAACGGUUACCGGACUCCGAGCUAGCUUCCGUCCUAGUUCAACUCACCUACGGUGCAUUACACAGGACAACAUCUUCGAGCCUGCGAAUGGCUGCUGAAUUUCUGACCAAUUUAGACAGUCCCGCAGAGUCAACUGUAGCUUUAUUCGCACUUGUCAGCUCUACUGACGAAUAAAUUAAUAUUUUUAUUUCAACAUAGCAGAAAGCAGCUGCUAUCAAGAAUAGUAUUCAGUGAAGCGGUUUGUGAAUAGACGUACUUUAAAAAAGCCUUGAGUCUAAGAUGCCGCGUUUUAAGAAGGCAUGACAAGCAUGUAAAUUGGAUUAAAUAAUCCGAGUUUGUGAUUUUAAAAACGGUCAGCUCUGCGGACUAAGGAAGUAAUAUUAUUUGUCAGAAUCUCACAAGAAAGUUUCAUCAUUGUUUCAUUAGAUUGCUCGCGCACUUCAAUUACAGGAUAAACUUUAAUCGUUAUUCUCGUGGGACUCAAAAUGAGCCGCCAAUAUUAAUGAUUUGAUACACCGCGUAGGACAUUCGUUGGGCAUUUAAUCAUUAUUUUUAAAUGUGCCACUUAAUGUGGCAUUAAAUGUCAUAUGCGUCUGAAAGCCGUCUGUCACCUAAAAUGCUACGUGACGUGUUGAAAAUGUGCUUUAAAAGUGCCCCGUUUCUGUUUAAUUGACAAGUAGAAAGCCAACUUGACUGAGUAGCAUUUGGGUGUUCACUAGGUCCAACCUUUGCCGACAAUUUCAUGGGUCGCCUAGAAGAAAUGUUGUCAUCGAAAUCGAACAUUAAAACACUAUACAAAAGACAUAUGAAUGAUAUAUUCCCAAUUGUUCAUAAUUUCGAGGAAUCUAAUGACCUACGUUUUGUUAUCAGUAGCCACCAUCCGAAAAGUAAAUUCAUUGUGGAAAAUAGGCCGUGCAACAAGCUAUACUUCCUGGAAGCCCUCGUAACUAGACAGAAAGAUAAUUAAAUAACACAAUCGGUUUUCCAUAAGGAUACACGGAAUGGUCAAUAAUAACUUUUGCUGAGUUUUAUGCCGAUUAAACGGAAACAAAAUCUCUUCCGAGGAGCGAAACGCAUUUACCCUAUUGAGAUAUUUAACGCAAAAAUUUCCUGCCCAGAAGAAACCUUGCUCCGGCCUGGCAAUCCAGCAAGUCUCGCCAAUAUCUUAUUGCCAAACGUCAUGUAAAAUCCAUCCAGGAAAAGCCCUUCGUAAUUUUCUAGCCCUUUACGGGCUGAUAAAUUUCAAAUAACACCCAGCGAUGACUGAAAUGUAUCUUUGAAAGGACGCAUAAUGCAACCAAUUCAAAGUAAGCUGUCAUACUAAGCCUAUUCCAAUUCCUCGGACAAAAGAUGCUCUGACCUAGCACGCCAACUCAAACUGCGUUUGCCAAUUCACAUGCACUUGUGGAUGCAGGUACAGUAGGUGGACUAACACAUGAAAUGUCAACCGAAAUUUCGAAAUGCGUUCUCGUUUCGAAAAGAUUAAUUUAGUAGGGUUGUAAAACUGCUCAACAUGCAGCAUAAUUCUAUACUGAUCCAGUUUCAUCAGGGUGUCGGCUUUCGAAUGAACUUAUGUCCGACUGCAUGCAAGAACUAUACCUGCAAAAAAAUGAUUGCUUAAGUGGAAUGCAAUUUUCUCACCGAUUUUCGAUGUCCUUGAAAAUUCAAUUAUAUUUCAUGGAAAACAUAUAUACAAAUACUCAUUCCUUUACUUGUUCGGUAUAAAAUCACGUUUUCUCCCGAUUUCACAAUCAAAAGAAGGUGGUCGGUCCAACCGUCAGCACCCGGAACCGCCUUUGUCACUACCACGUCCCUCUGGUCUCGCCUCAGGAUGGCGACAUAGUCCAGCAGGUGCCAGUGUCGCGGCCGAGAGUGCAGACAGAUCCCAUUUUUCCGCGUCGGAAGGCAAAGGAAUGCGUUGGUUUUCAUGGGACAGUGUUCAGCGCAGGUUCGCAGGAGGAGCAGGCCAUUGUCACUGAAGCCAUCGAGACCAUUGGAACCCAACACUCAUCUCCAGGCAGCAUGGCCUGUGCCGACGCGGGCGUUGAAGUCACUAAGGACAAUAUUUUUAUCCACCAGCAGUGCCACUGA